UUAACUUCUUGAUGUUACUUUGACAUUCAGUUGACAUUAGUGGAUAAAUGUUUCAUUCAACAGACUCUAGUCUUAAAAAAAUAUUUGAAGUAUUUUCACAGACAUGAACCUCCACCAGAAGUGCCUGUCGACAUAGGCUGCUGGCACAGAGAAUCUGAGAAGUCAUCUGAAAAGACAUGUGUCAAGAAGUCUGACUAGUGUGCCGUGUCUCAAAAAAAAAAACAAAGAACCCCCUAUUUUCCUCCUGUGAAAGCAAAAAAGAGAAAUUGUGUGGCAUGGCCAAUGAGACAACAGUGCAAACCUCAUGUAUUCAGGAAAAUCAUGAGGCUGAUGAAUGCCAGGAAAAUAUUCCACCCGGAGCCAUUGUGGCCGCUGUGACUUCAAAGCUCAAGGUUCAAGUAGGAGAUGUGGUAAAAUAUUCUUCCAUACAGUCAACUGGAGAAAAUGAGCCUCUCUCCGACACUUGCGCCUUUUCAACCCCAGCGCCAACAAGCAGCAGUGGUGGAGUCAAGGCAAAGUCACGGAUCUCUGGUCUCCAGUCUGCUCUGACACCAAUUUUGAAAAACUUAGAUAUUGGAAAUAAAUGUCCAUUGCCAGAGCCUUUAAAAGAUGGAAACGAUUCUCAUCUGACUGUUCCCCGUUUUUCCUUUAGCAACACCACAGCGAAUUGUCAAAAAUCAACUGAAGGUUCCAGCCAACAUCCCAAUUCAGAUUUCUCCUGUAGCCAUUCUGGACGAUCAUUUGGUGACACUAAUGCUUCUGUGCACUGGCUGCAUGACGAAUACUUGCCAGAAAUGACUCUCCUUGAUGUUACCUGUGAUUCCACAAUGCAAAUGACCAAAAAUGAUUCAGCUUUUCCUGACAGUGUGCCUUCUACACCUGUAACAGCUCAGUCUGUGAGCACAUAUACCGCUCUCCGGCACUCCCAGGUGAGUGCGCCCACCAAUUUGAAAACCACUGCUCAAAUACCCUGCCCUCAGAAUAAGACACUGGGUCUUCAGCAAUCUGAUGUUAGCAGUCUCAAAAAAGAACAUGAGGCCGCAGAUCAGGCUCAUUCAGUCUCUAAGAACACCACUGAAAUGUCCCUUGUUAUGAAUCAGAGUAGUUCAGCUGGUAAGACAGGUAGAUCGUGUGAAGUGCGGGAUGUCACUUUUGAUAGGGAUUCUCUUCAAAAACAGAGUGGCACAGUAACUGUAUCAGAAACAAGCUCAAGUGACAGUUGGCAGAAUACUAUGGACAAGCCCUCUCCUCCCAAGGUCUUCAGUGCUAAAGAAAAGCAAUCCCAAGUCUGCCCUCCUGAACUGUCGAAACACAAUGGGACAACACCUAGUAAAUACUCUAGUGCCGAGAUGGCUGACAUCCCUGGGAGCAUAGAUGCUCCUCUGCGCUGGCUGGAUGACAGAUACUUCCCAGAAAUUACUCUCCUUGAUGUUACACGUGAUUCAGAGUUUUCACCAGGAGGCGAAAUGCCCUCCUUGGAUGUCACACAGGACAUUUCACCAGUAGAAAGUUUGCAAAACAACAUGCCUUCCUCAGAGCUCAGUGGACAAAUUGUGACAGAGCCUGGCUCGUUGAACAUCAAUCAAAGCGAAGAUAUGUCGAGUACACUUGAUGGCAGUGCCACUCGCACCAUAAGCUCCUUUAGUGAGCAGUCUGGUAAAUGCGUUGGUGAAAACACAACGAAAGCUUUCCUGGAAGCAACUCGGGAUAUUUCAAUGGGCAGUGUUUUGGAGGAUAGUCGGCCUUCAUUGGGGUCCAGUGGACAAAAUAUGGAGAAGAUUCAAACAUCGACUGAGGGCACACUUGGUGCCCACCCUGCUAAUGUCACCCACGACAUAAGCUCCUCCAGUGAUAUGUCUGUUCAGGUUGCUGCAACACAGUUGUCUACUUCUGAGGUGCAGUGUAACACUAGUGCAAAGAAUGUCACCCUUGAACUUCAUGGUGAGCCUGAGGUGACCUCUAAUACUGUGGGAGCUAACAGUGAAGAGCUACUUACCAGCCAUGAUGCUGAGUUGACCAGCAAGGUGCCACAAGCAAGCCCAAAAAGAGCUGGGUCUAUGAACAGCACUUUUGAUAAGAAUUCUCUUCAAAAAUCUAGUGGCAAUACAAUUCCAGGAGAAGCUGUUGCUACAACCUUUUGUCUUCAGAACAUCACCUUCGAAACUAAAUCUCCCAAACAAAAUGGCACAAUAACCUUGUCAGAAACAAGCUCAACUGACAGUCACCACAACACUUUGGACAAGCCCUCUCCUCCUAAGGUCUGCAAUGCAACGAGUAGCCCCAAAGACAACAAUUCUGAAGUCCACCCUCCUGAGCAGUCAAAACAUAGUGUCACAACAACUAUUACAGACCCUGAUGCCAAGAUGGCUGACACGCCUGAGAGCACGUUUGACACUAAUCCAACUGUAGACACAGCUUCUGAAGCUGGUCACUGUGAGACUAAGGAUCAUUUACAAUCAGGCCUGCCUAUGAGAGAUGGUCUUUCUGACACUUUGGGCCAUCAUAACAUGGAUACAGAGGAUAACAAAGGAAACACAUUAAACUUGGAUGAUACCCUAGAUUUAAGGGCUGACUGUUUGGUAACCUCAACACCAAUGACUAGCUGCAAAAUAAUGAACUUUUACACUGCACAAGACGAGGGCAAAGCCAUGGGGGCACAGAAAAAACUGUAUGGGGAUGGUCCCAGUAAGCCAGGCGGUCAGGCCCCAUCAGACAUCCCAUCAAACAUCGUCUGUGAUCGAAAAACAUUCUUGACACAACCUGCUGCUGUAUCCCUUUUGCCUCCCUUGAAAGCUGCAUCCAAAUUGCUGAAGUGCAAGCCGGCCUCCACACUUUCAGGAAGGUUUGAGCCACAGUCAUCAGGCCUGCCCAUGACGAGGCAAAGAACCCAAGCCAUGAUGAGACAGAAAACCCAAUCUGCUGCUUCUGAUGCACCCCACAAGACCACAGGAAUAUCAACCUCCCACAACUUGCGUGCUGCACCAACAGGAUCCAAGCAGCCCAGUCCUGGCAAACCGAGUGGCAUACCGUCAGGCAUCCAGAGAGCCAUACCAGGUCUCAGGCCGCCAUCAGCAAGAGGCAACACACCAGCUCCUUUGAGGACUGACAAGCUCAAUGGACCGACAGCUUCUAACCCUGCAACAAAGAUUUUGCAAGCAACGAAGCACCCCUUCACUGGAGGCGAAGCAUUGCCAAUAGCAAAGAGGAAGAGAAUGGAUGCUCCCUUACCCUCCGGUAGUGCUGAAGCCCCAAAAUCUUCCUCUGUUGCUGCAAACAGAGCCAAAAAGCCAAAACAGCCCACCACCAGUCAGAGAGCUUUGCCAGCUAAAAGCCAAAGAGAUGAUGCUGAAGUGCCAGCCAGUACUGCUGAAAUAUCAGCAUCUUGCAAUGCUGUUAGCAGAUCCAAAGCCCUGAAGCAGCCUGUGUCUAGCCAUAGAUCUCUGCUACCUAAACCCCCAGGCCAUGGUUGUGCCAAGUGUGUCGUCCUUGAACAGCAACUUGAAAUGAAAUCAGAAGAAAUAAGGAGACUGAAAGAAGAGCUGCUGAAGUACAGUAAUCAAGAGGAAGACUGUUGACAUUGAUUCCAUUAUAUUCCCAGUGUGAAUACUAGAAGAAUGCUAGUGUGCAUAAUGGAAUAUGUGCUAUCUUUCAUAAAUGUCUGCAGCCACAGUUUCACACUGUAAAUAAUUUUGAAUUCAAUAAAUGUAUUUUACUAAUAAAUAUGCUAACAUUUAACACACCUUUACUCAUUUAAACCAGUUGUUUAACACAAUGUACUGUAUGUUAUGAAUGUAUGUUAUAUUAUUGAAGUCUGGUGCAGUAUAAUAUGCUCACAGGAAAACCUUACACUCUGAAUUGGAUGCCAGUUAUAAAAUGAACCACACAUAGCUUUAAAUGUUUUAAUUGGUUGUCAUCUAACCUAACUAAUAAGAACAUUUAUUGACAGGAUAUGAUUUGAUGAUGAGCUUUGUAAUAAGGCUGAAACAGUACUUCCACUGCCAGUGCACAAACCUGAUUCCAAAAAAGUUGGGACACUGUAAAACAAAUACAAACAGAAUGCAACCAUUUGCAAAUGAACUGUGUUUGAAUAUGGAUAUA
Messenger RNA from Chelmon rostratus (copperband butterflyfish), 4098 nucleotides. RefSeq names its product mucin-5AC-like. The transcript is spliced from 9 exons. Bases 276 to 3575 code for a protein of 1099 amino acids. The record is from RefSeq and is a predicted model, not a curated record. NCBI's taxonomy places the organism in Eukaryota, Metazoa, Chordata, Actinopteri, Chaetodontiformes, Chaetodontidae.